Daphnia pulex (common water flea) is the source of this 2489-nucleotide messenger RNA. RefSeq lists its product as uncharacterized. Lineage: Eukaryota; Metazoa; Arthropoda; Branchiopoda; Diplostraca; Daphniidae. The transcript has 6 exons. The record is from RefSeq and is a predicted model, not a curated record. The coding region runs from base 1040 to 2242 and encodes 400 amino acids.
UCGUCUGCGACUCCGCCAUUUCCGCAUAAAAAUUGGCAUUGAAUUAGUCGCAGGUACAAACUUCGAAGUGUCCGUUGGUCUUCCAAUUCAUCGUAGUGUCAGUUUAUAAAAGGUUCAGCAAUAGAAAUGUUUGAUCAUAGUGUACAUUUGCGACGAACGGACUUAAUUUGUCCGUUCACAUGAAGUAUUCAUUUGUUUCUCGAUUGCCCAAUCGUCCCAGAUCCUCUUGCAUUUGGUUGAAAAACAAAAUGUUUAAACGAGCCCAGGAUUCCCAGAUCACGUUGGUAAAAGAAGUGAGGAACGAUGGAUUGUAUCGCCUGCAUUGGAUUUUUUUUUAAAUAUCCCUUCUCAAAAGGGACAAAGGACACAAAAUGUGUUUUUAUUAAGUCCAUCUUUGUUGACACAAUGUUAGACAACACCAUAACUUAGCUCAAAACAAGCUUUUCAAGUUUCAAGUACAGUUUGACUGUUGAAGUUGUCUCUUUUUAUCAAUUAUGCAACAGUGAAGAACAAGUACCUGAUCAAGUCAACUCGAGCUUUCAGUCUUAGUAACGUCUUAUUACUUGAACUCUUGAACUGCUAAUACUAGACAUCAUGUUUGCCUGUAAUAGUAGGAUUUCCAGUAGAGUCUUUAGUCUUAUCUGUGUAUCAAUACUGACCAGAUUCCACAUUAAGCAACAUAAUAUCGCUGUGAAGAAAAACAUUAACCAGUGAGAAGAAUGUCAACUUAUUGGUGUCGUCGUCCCUUCGGGAUCGUCGAUAGGCAACCAGUUUUCGCCUACGUGUUCCAGAGUUCGAAGAAUAUAUUGAUAACCCCAAGAUCGUUUUCAUUCAACUGCUGACAUUAUGUAACCGGUUCGUUUUGAUUUGUGGAAUUGUUGAUGUUCCAUGUGAUGCACGUGUAACCACCGGAAACGUUCGUCGAGUCGAGAACGAUUGCAGUUAAUUAAACAAAAACACAGUUUGUUUCGCCAUCACAAAGAGUAAAGGAAAAGCCCAGACAAACCCGCUCUUUUUGGAACACGAAACAUUUAAGGAAAUGUUGUUUUCAGCAAUAAUAUUUGCGACUGCUGUCGCACUGGUAUUGGCAAACAACGCGCCAACCUAUCCUAGUGAUGUCUCCAGUACGGCCGGCAAUUCUUAUGAGAGUUAUCCUCCGUUUAAUGGUGCAAAAGUUCCACAAAAUGGGAAACCAUCUAAUUCUUCUUAUCCUGAUGAUGGCUGUGGAGACUAUUCUGUCCGAUUUAAAGGCGAUGGAUACUGUUAUCCUCUUCUGAAGAAAGGCCCUUGCGAGAAUGUGUUGUUUUGGAUUACGGUCGACCCGUAUACUUAUGAGGGAAUAUGUACUCCUCGCCUUUGUGGUAGAGAAAAAGUGUUCGUCGGUCGAGAUGGUCUUUGUCACGAUAUUUACGAUACUAAAGAGUGCCGAGGAGGUAGGCGUCUUUAUUACUCGGCUUACGGAGAUCCAAUUUGUGAUUGUCCUGUUGGGCAAUAUCCAUUCCCAUCAGAGGAUGACGAUUGCGUUCCUUUAUUUACCCAAGGGCCGUGUCCAACCAAUCAGGUUGUAUCCGUUAGUGCAUCGGGUAAAUUAGAGUGUGCCCCCAACACUUGUCAACUAGUUGAUAGAUAUCAGGACUUCCUCCUGCAAUUGGUCCCGGUUAAACAAUCAAGAAUAAGUAACGAUGACGAAGACGAUGAAUAUGGAUACUGCUAUGCGUUAGGCACUCGAGGACCUUGCUCACCUUCUGAACUUUUUGGUUACAACAUCUUUAGCUCUCAGGGAGAGUGUGUUGACAUGGAUGACCCUAGAACGCCAUACUUUUCUUCUCCGGAAGAGAACGCAAUUUUAGAUGAUGUCUUUGAUCGGGCCGCAAACGAACCCAUAAAAACAAAGAAUAACAAAAGUAAUACGUUUUUUCGUGCACAACGUUUAUCAAGAAAACGAAGACAAGGACCCAAUACUUUUGGGAUAUUCCAACAGCCAAGUAGAAUUCCAACAUCUCUCCUAAAUCCCUGCCAAACUGGCGGUCGAAACGGAAAUAAUUUCAAGUGUGCAAAUCCUUUGGUUCCUAGUAGACCCGUCCGCGACGUUAGUCAGCCUGUCAGUCCUGCUUUCGGUUGCCGACCAAAUGAUUUCUUGCAAGCUACUGGACAAUGCGGUGGCAACCGUGGGCCAGCUAGCUGCGGACCUUCCUACCAAUUCAUCCCAGCUACAAACCAAUGUAGACCAAUACGCUUUUGAUAAGGAAUUGCCUGAAAAAGAUUCGAUACAGUUAUAUUAUUAAAUUCCGAUAAUUUGAAUUUCGGCCUGGUAUCCUUUUCGUAAUUAAUUGUUCCGACUAUCUCACUUGGAAAACUUAUCUAUUUUAGGAAACAAACCGGCAUAUAAGUAAUUAAACAAGAUAGUGGAUAAUCCUAAAAUUCACUUCUCAAUAUUUGUAUAAGAAAUUUCGUAAUUGAUGCGAAAAUACAAGUCUCUUGAUAUCGCA